Messenger RNA from Zonotrichia leucophrys gambelii, 3448 nucleotides. RefSeq names its product exportin 7 (gene XPO7). The transcript is spliced from 27 exons. Gene Ontology annotation, molecular function: nuclear export signal receptor activity; small GTPase binding. Gene Ontology annotation, cellular component: cytoplasm; nuclear pore. The record is from RefSeq and is a predicted model, not a curated record. Gene Ontology annotation, biological process: protein export from nucleus. NCBI's taxonomy places the organism in Eukaryota, Metazoa, Chordata, Aves, Passeriformes, Passerellidae. Bases 100 to 3297 code for a protein of 1065 amino acids.
GGCGCAUGCGCGGUGCGGGCGGCGGCGCGGGGGGACGCGGUGGCGCCGGGCCCGGCGCAGGCGGGGGCGGAGGCGCGAGCGGAGCAUGAAUGGGGCAAGAUGGCGGAUCAUGUGCAGAGCCUGGCCCAGCUGGAGAACCUGUGCAAGCAGCUCUAUGAGACCACGGACACGGGCACGCGCCUGCAGGCCGAGAAGGCGCUGGUGGAGUUCACCAACAGCCCCGAGUGCCUGAGCAAGUGCCAGCUGCUGCUCGAGAGGGGCAGCUCCUCCUACUCCCAGUUGCUGGCGGCCACCUGCCUUACCAAACUGGUGUCGCGCACAAACAACCCCCUGCCCCUGGAGCAGCGCAUCGACAUCCGGAAUUAUGUGCUGAACUACCUGGCCACGAGGCCGAAGCUGGCGACGUUCGUGACGCAGGCGCUGAUCCAGCUCUACGCCAGGAUCACCAAGCUGGGCUGGUUCGACUGCCAGAAGGACGAGUACGUCUUCAGGAACGUCAUCAACGACGUCACCAGGUUCCUGCAGGCCGACACCACCCACCCCCUGACCAAGCACAGGAAAAUCGCCUCUUCCUUCCGAGAUUCCUCUUUAUUCGAUAUUUUCACCCUCUCCUGCAGUUUACUGAAACAGGCUUCGGGGAAGAACCUGAACCUGAACGACGAGAGCCAGCACGGGCUGCUGAUGCAGCUGCUCAAGCUCACCCACAACUGCCUGAACUUCGAUUUCAUCGGCACCUCCACGGACGAGUCCUCGGAUGAUCUUUGCACCGUGCAGAUCCCAACCAGCUGGAGAUCAGCAUUCUUGGAUUCUUCGACCCUUCAGUUGUUUUUUGAUCUUUAUCAUUCCAUCCCUCCUUCAUUUUCUCCUCUGGUUUUAUCCUGCUUGGUGCAGAUCGCCUCCGUGCGCCGCUCCCUCUUCAACAACGCCGAGAGGGCCAAGUUCUUAUCCCACCUGGUGGAUGGGGUCAAACGGAUACUGGAAAACCCCCAGAGUUUAUCAGACCCCAACAAUUACCACGAGUUCUGCCGGCUGCUGGCCCGGUUGAAAAGCAAUUACCAACUGGGAGAACUGGUGAAGGUGGAGAAUUACCCCGAGGUGAUCCGGCUCAUCGCCAACUUCACCGUCACCAGCCUGCAGCACUGGGAAUUUGCUCCCAACAGUGUGCACUACCUGCUGAGCCUGUGGCAGCGCCUGGCCGCGUCCGUGCCCUACGUGAAGGCCACGGAGCCUCACAUGCUGGAGACCUACACGCCCGAGGUGACCAAAGCCUACAUCACCUCCCGCCUGGAGUCCGUGCACAUCAUCCUCAGGGAUGGCCUGGAGGACCCUCUGGAGGACACGGGGCUGGUGCAGCAGCAGCUGGACCAGCUGUCCACCAUCGGGCGCUGCGAGUACGAGAAGACGUGCGCGCUGCUGGUGCAGCUCUUCGACCAGGCCGCCCAGUCCUACCAGGAGCUGCUGCAGAGCGCCAGCGCCAGCCCCAUGGACCUGGCCGUGCAGGAAGGGCGGCUGACGUGGCUCGUGUACAUCAUCGGCGCCGUCAUCGGCGGCCGCGUCUCCUUCGCCAGCACGGACGAGCAGGACGCCAUGGACGGAGAGCUGGUCUGCAGGGUUCUGCAGCUGAUGAACCUGACGGACUCUCGGCUGGCGCAGGCGGGCAAUGAGAAGCUGGAGUUGGCCAUGCUGAGCUUCUUCGAGCAGUUCCGCAAGAUCUACAUCGGGGACCAGGUGCAGAAAUCCUCCAAGCUGUACCGGAGGCUGUCGGAGGUGCUGGGGCUGAACGACGAGACCAUGGUGCUGAGCGUCUUCAUCGGCAAGAUCAUCACCAACCUGAAGUACUGGGGCCGCUGCGAGCCGAUCACAUCCAAGACCCUGCAGCUGCUCAACGACCUCUCCAUCGGCUACAGCAGCGUCCGCAAGCUGGUCAAGCUCAGCGCCGUGCAGUUCAUGCUCAACAACCACACGAGCGAGCACUUUUCCUUCCUGGGCAUCAACAACCAGUCCAACCUGACGGACAUGCGCUGCCGCACCACCUUCUACACCGCCCUGGGCCGCCUCCUCAUGGUGGAUUUAGGGGAAGACGAGGAUCAGUACGAGCAGUUCAUGCUGCCCCUCACCGCUGCCUUCGAGGCCGUGGCUCAGAUGUUCAGCACCAACUCCUUCAACGAGCAGGAGGCCAAGCGCACGCUGGUGGGGCUGGUGCGGGACCUGCGGGGCAUCGCCUUCGCCUUCAACGCCAAGACCAGCUUCAUGAUGCUCUUCGAGUGGAUUUACCCCUCGUACAUGCCCAUCCUGCAGAGAGCCAUCGAGCUCUGGUACCACGACCCCGCCUGCACCACGCCCGUGCUCAAGCUCAUGGCCGAGCUGGUGCACAACAGGUCCCAGCGGCUCCAGUUCGAUGUCUCCUCUCCCAACGGGAUCCUGCUCUUCCGGGAGACCAGCAAGAUGAUCACGACCUACGGGAAUCGCAUCCUGACGCUGGGCGAGGUGCCCAAGGACCAGGUGUACGCGCUGAAGCUCAAGGGCAUCUCCAUCUGCUUCUCCAUGCUGAAGGCGGCGCUCAGCGGCAGCUACGUCAACUUCGGCGUCUUCCGCCUGUACGGGGACGACGCGCUGGACAACGCCCUGCAGACCUUCAUCAAGCUGCUGCUCUCCAUCCCCCACAGCGACCUCCUGGAUUAUCCCAAGCUCAGCCAAUCCUACUAUUCCCUGCUGGAAGUGCUCACCCAGGACCACAUGAACUUCAUCGCCAGCCUGGAGCCCCACGUCAUCAUGUACAUCCUGUCCUCCAUCUCCGAGGGCCUCACCGCGCUGGACACCAUGGUGUGCACGGGCUGCUGCUCCUGCCUGGACCACAUCGUCACCUACCUGUUCAAGCAGCUCUCGCGCAGCACCAAGAAGAGAUCGACGCCGCUGGCGCAGGAGAGCGAUCGCUUCCUGCACAUCAUGCAGCAGCACCCCGAGAUGAUCCAGCAGAUGCUCUCGACGGUGCUGAACAUCAUCAUCUUCGAGGACUGCCGGAACCAGUGGUCCAUGUCCCGGCCCCUGCUCGGCCUCAUCCUGCUCAACGAGAAGUACUUCUCGGACCUGCGGAACAGCAUCGUCAACAGCCAGCCCCCGGAGAAGCAGCAGGCCAUGCACCUGUGCUUCGAGAACCUCAUGGAGGGCAUCGAGCGCAACCUGCUCACCAAGAACCGCGACAGGUUCACCCAGAACCUGUCGGCGUUCCGGAGGGAGGUCAACGACUCCAUGAAGAACUCGAGCUACGGCGUCAACAGCAACGACAUGAUGAGCUGACGGCGGCACAGCCCGGCCCGGCCCGGCCCGCUGGGCCAGCCCAGCCCGGAGGGAGCAGCAGGGGGAGCUCACCUGGGCAGGCGUUUUCCCAUGGGAAAGGUGGAAUCCAGGUGCAGCAAUUCCAAGGUGUCUCUGUCUCUCUUUUUCCUUC